UGUGCGGGAGUCAAUUCUUGAUAUUCAAAAAUAAAAGCGACCGUCGCGAGCUUGGUCAGUCGAUCUUACUUCACCAAUGUCAUCCGCUGAUUCCACAGUCAUUCAACUGCUUUCCAGCCUCUCCAUAUCCCCCAAGACAGUUUCCCACGAGCCCGUUGCUGAUAACAAAGCAUGGCAAGCUGCCCUGGACAAGGCACAGACUGAUGUCAAGUACAACUUGACCAAGACCUUGGUUCUUAAGCCUAAGACUGCCAAAUCUGCUGCUCCUACCCCUCUUUUCAUCGUUGCUCUCGAAUCUUCCGAAACCAACAUUACUGCCAUCGCCAAAUCCCUUGGAUUGAAGGAAUGUCGCUUUGCCAAUGAAGACUUGUUGAAGGACACUUUCAACGAUGACAAGACAUCAGUAUCCGCUUUCUCUUUGUCCAAUGUGAAGGACUUGUCCCUUGUCCACGUUGUUGUUGACUCUGAUUUGCUGAGCUUGGACGCCACCGAGCUUAUUGCUUUCCACCCAGCUACUUCAGAAAAGACCUCGUUCAUCUCUUCUACUGAACUCAAGGUUUACCUUGAUUCCCUCGGUAAAGAAUACAAGGUUAUCAACUUUAAGGAACUUGCCGCUGCCGCUCCUGCUGCCGCCGCUAAGCCUGCCGCUAAGGCUCCCUCCAAGCCUGCUAAGGCUGCUGCUGCUGCUCCCUCUGCUCCCGCAGAAGAUAUCCAUCAAAUGGGUAUUGAGCACAAGAAGGCCGAUGAUCUUCCCAGAUGGUACCAACAAGUCCUUACCAAGAGUGAUAUGCUUGACUACUAUGAUGUCUCUGGAUGCUACAUUCUCAGACCUCUCGCUUAUAACAUUUGGAAGGAAAUUCAAAACUUUUUCGAUGCCGCUAUCGUUGAGAUGGGUGUGGAAGACACUUACUUCCCCAUGUUUGUUUCCAACAAGGUUUUAGAGAGAGAGAAGGAUCAUAUUGAAGGUUUCGCUCCUGAAGUUGCUUGGGUCACCAGAGCAGGAAAGAACGAUUUGGAGGAGCCUAUUGCUAUUCGCCCUACCUCCGAAACUGUCAUGUAUCCUUACUUCGCAAAGUGGAUCCGAUCCCAUCGUGAUUUGCCCUUGAAGAUCAACCAGUGGUGCUCUGUUGUUCGAUGGGAAUUCAAGAACCCCCAACCUUUCCUUCGUACUCGCGAGUUCUUGUGGCAAGAAGGUCACACUGCUCACUUGACCAAGCAAGAAGCUGAUGUUGAAGUUCGCCAAAUCUUGGAUCUGUAUGCCCAAGUUUACACCGACUAUCUUGCUCUUCCUGUUGUCCAGGGUGUCAAGUCCGAGAAGGAACGAUUUGCUGGUGGUUUGUAUACUACUACUGUUGAAGCUUUCGUCCCCACCACCGGUCGUGCCAUUCAAGGUGGUACCUCUCACUGCUUGGGUCAAAACUUCUCCAAAAUGUUCAACAUUGUUGUUGAGGAUCCUAACUCUCCUAGCACCGCCACUGAGGAAGCCAAGAAGUUGCAUGUCUGGCAAAACUCAUGGGGUCUCUCUACCCGUACCAUCGGUGUCAUGGUCAUGGUCCAUGGUGAUGACAAGGGUCUUGUUCUUCCCCCUCGUGUUGCUAAUGUCCAAGCCGUCCUUAUCCCAUGUGGUUUGACCGUCAAGUCCAAGCAAGAGGAUUACGAUGCCAUUUAUGGUGCCUGUACCGACGUUGCUGCCAAGCUUAAGAAGGCUGGCGUCAAGUCCAAGACUGACUUGCGUGAUAACUACACUCCUGGUUACAAGUUCAACCAUUGGGAAAUCCGCGGUGUUCCCCUCCGCCUUGAAAUCGGUCCUAUGGAUCUGAAGAAGCAACAAGUCACUGCUGUUCGUCGUGACACUGGUGCCAAGUUCACUCUUCCCCUCGACAACAUUGAAAAUGGUGUCAAGGAGGCUUUGGAAACCAUUCAAAAGGAUAUGUUUAACCGAGCUUUGGCUGAACGUGAUGCUAACAUUGUCCGUGUUGACAAGUGGGAGGACUUUGUUCCCAACUUGAACAACAAGAAGCUCAUCCUUAUACCCUGGUGCGACCGUAUGGAAUGUGAGGACGACAUUAAGGACAGAAGUGCACGAACCCAAGAUGAAGAUGAGGAAGUCGAUGAACGUGCUCCCUCUAUGGGCGCCAAGUCACUUUGCAGACCCUUCGAGCAACCCACUGAAAACCCUAUCGUUCCCGGUGUAACCAAGUGUGCUGCUUGUGAUCAUGAUGCUAAGCACUUCAUGUUGUUCGGCAGAAGCUACUAGACAAUACAAUGCAAACCCAUGGCUUGCUGUUUUUUAAAAAAGAAAAAGAAAAGAAUUAUACAUAUUUGUAGUUGAAGGUAGGCAUCUAAUGCUGGAGAGUGUAAAAAAAGAAAGAUAAUGAAAGUUUCAUUUGUGUUAAGUCUCUAUACAAAAAAAUGAGAACCCAAUAAAUAAAUACUCAUGGACAUGAAGCGAUGAAAAGUCAUUGGGAUUUUUAGCAAGUGGUAACGCUGCCGUGCCUUGAAUGCUGUCCUCUGGGGCUCUUGGACCGGACCAUGC
Umbelopsis ramanniana AG is the source of this 2536-nucleotide messenger RNA. RefSeq lists its product as uncharacterized. NCBI's taxonomy places the organism in Eukaryota, Fungi, Mucoromycota, Umbelopsidomycetes, Umbelopsidales, Umbelopsidaceae. The record is from RefSeq and is a predicted model, not a curated record. The transcript has 5 exons. The coding region runs from base 77 to 2257 and encodes 726 amino acids. Gene Ontology annotation, cellular component: aminoacyl-tRNA synthetase multienzyme complex; cytoplasm. Gene Ontology annotation, molecular function: ATP binding; aminoacyl-tRNA deacylase activity; proline-tRNA ligase activity. Gene Ontology annotation, biological process: prolyl-tRNA aminoacylation.